Phaeodactylum tricornutum CCAP 1055/1 is the source of this 615-nucleotide messenger RNA. RefSeq lists its product with no specific name. Lineage: Eukaryota; Bacillariophyta; Bacillariophyceae; Surirellales; Neidiaceae. The transcript has a single exon. Bases 1 to 615 code for a protein of 204 amino acids. Gene Ontology annotation, cellular component: cytoplasm. The record is from RefSeq and is a predicted model, not a curated record.
AUGGCCUUGCAGAAUGCCCCAUCCGCCACCCGUUUCGUGACCCACAAAAAGUGUCCCUUUGCACAAAAGGCCUGGUGCGCCCUGGAAUGUUUGCAAACACCCUACCAACUCGAAGAAAUUCCCCUGUACGGUGCCAACGGCAAGCCCGACUGGUUUUGGAAACUCAACCCGCAAGGAACCGUCCCGGUACUGGUGUGUCACGGGGGCGCCGUUGUUUUUCCCGAUUCCGACGUGAUCCUCGAUCAAAUUGAAAAGGGAGUCGUCAAGGGUGCCGUUUCGUUGUACCCCGACGACAACGAAGGUGACCAAAGACGCAUUCGGGAAUGGCGGGAUCGUAUCAACGCAAUGUUACCAGUUGGUAAAUUGUGUGUUCUCGACCAAUCCGCUGUUGCCUUGCAACCUUUGCUACAAAGUAUGGAUCAAGCCGUUGUGGGUCCGUAUUUAGUAGGGGAGCAAAUCACGACCGCGGAUUGUCACGCUUUUCCUUUUCUAUGGCGUCUCAACGACGAAUUUGAUCUCACGGAAUAUAAAAGGCUGCAAUCGUGGCUGAAGACGUGCGAAGAACAAACAGCUUUUCGGAAAACGAUCCAGUCCAGCUGGUGGUGGUGGUGGUAA